Molecule: messenger RNA, 2495 nt
Organism: Otolemur garnettii (small-eared galago)
Lineage: Eukaryota; Metazoa; Chordata; Mammalia; Primates; Galagidae
Exons: 3
Coding region: 1414-2331 (305 amino acids)
Source: RefSeq, a predicted model, not a curated record
GCCUCUCUUCUUCCCUCUCCUCCUGCCUCCUCCCUCCUCUGCUUAGAGGAGCCAACUUCAAAAGCCGCCUGCUGGAUUGCCUGGAUUGUUGGGCCUGGUGUAGCAGCACUUCCCAUCUGAGGACCCCAGGACCAUGUGUGUGACUGACUGGCGGGAGUGAGGGAGGGCAAGACCCUGAGAGGCCUAUGGUGAGCAGCUUCGGGCCUCUGGGGAGGGGGCACACUUGGCCCAAGAGGCUGGGAGCAAGCACAGUUGGAAGACGCUGGUUGUGCCCCUGCUGCGCCCCACUGGGAAAUCCCCGGUUGGUUCCCAUCAAGGAGGCUGACUUGGGUGCAUGUGCCCUGGCCUUCCCGGCAGCUGUGGGAGGGAGUCGUCUGGUGCUGAGCCACCCUGUCCUCCCACAUGGUGCUGAGGCUGACCUUUGGGUGGGGGUGUAGACAAGACAUCUGGGACUGCCCAGACGGCCAACUUGGGGCAUAGCAGGUACUGAAUGUCCCUUUGGCAACUCCAGCCUCUUGCUUAGGACUCAGGCUCUUGUUCUCAGUGUGGCCUCUGACCCAAAGCAGGCAGGAUGGGUGACGUGGCAGUUGUUGAAGUUGCUGAGUUGCCAUAGCGUGUGUUGGGGGUAGCAGUUUAAAAGGGGCUCACAGCAAAGUGCAUCUGCUUUUCCAGCCAUUACUGCCUCAUGCUGUGGGCAAGAGCCCCCCCCCAAAACACCCAGCUCUAGGUGAGGGUUGGGGUGCUGCUUGUUUCAACUCCCUGCAGGCUGGGAAGCCGAGUCCUGUCAUCUUAGUCGGUUCGCAUGAUCAAUUUCCAGCCCCAGAUUGGCUGGCUGCCUCUACACUGGGACAGGUUUGGGGGCUGGUCCCUUUGGAGUGGAUAGGAAUCUGGAGCAGUUGGCUGUCUCCUUAGUGUUCGGGCUUCUUCCCCUUGAUGACAGUCUGCUCUGUUCUGGGAGAUGGCAGGAGAGGGUUGCUUGUAAGUACAGGAAGCUUUUGGGGUUGGUUCCAACUGUUGAUUGGGGCUUGAUGUUGGUGGCCCCUUUCCUCCCCUGUCAUUUCUGGGGUCUCCGACCCCCUUCAAGUAGGAUGUAUGGCUGGGAGCUCUGAGCCCUUGCCUCAGUUGGGUUAGGGGUGCAGGGAGACCCUAGUUCCUGUGUCUUGUCUCUAAGGACCUUUCAAUGGGGGUGGGAAUUGCUGAGCCUUAGGAGCAGCAAGCUCUAGCCCAGCUCCGGUGGGGAGACUGAACUGCAGUUGUGUGGGAAGGUAUGGGGCUGGAUUGGCAUGGCCAGGCUAAGGCUGUACUGGGACGACUUCCUGUUGUAACCCUGAGGGACAGCCCCCCUCCAGCUGUGCAGAGCUGCAACCUGCCUGCUGCAGUCUUGAGGCACCACCCCUUGCUGACCUAGCUGGCAUGGAGAUCACAGCACCAAGCUCUGCGGCCUCUAGACCUGUUCCUUUUUUGGGGGGGGGGGGGUUCUUUAUGUUACCUCUCAGUGAAAUGGCCUCUCCACCCCUCAUCACUCACCCACGAGUCUUCACAGGCCUAUCUGCUGCCUCAUGGAUUUAUCCUGCCCAGCCUUUGCCUGGAGCCCUUGCCUGGACACCACAGUUCCAUUUUGUACAGCGAGGGUCCCCUGGGCGCAGGCAGGGGGAAGGGCCCAGAUGCUGCAGGUCUGCUUCCUGUGCCGGGAGGCCAACUUGGUGUCUCCAACAGGUGCGCACCAAGCCUGUGCUCUGGGCACUGCUGCUGGUCCUGCUGCUGGUGCUACUGGGGACCGCGCCAGGCAGGACUCGGCUUCGUGCCUGCAGCGUCCCUGACAUGCUCCGCCACUACCAAGCUGUCAUCUUUGAGGACCUGCAGGCCGCCAUGAGGCAGGUCGGGCCAGAGGCCAAAGGGACCUCGCCAGGCUCUAGACACGUACAUUUCAUUCCGAAAAACCUGACCCUGACCGAAGCCAGGGGGUUAGGGCGGCGGGGACAACCUAGGGCCUCCUGUGGUGCCCAGAAGGAGCACAGUAUUUUACUGUCUAUCACGUCCCUGGGUCGGACACUGCGCGGGGUGAUAGGCGGGCGCCGCCGCGGGGCGCUGGAGAAAGCGGCAUGGACUGUGGCUGUGCGCACCGAGGCAGUGAUGCGGCGCUACUGCAGGACGCUGCACCAGCGGAUUAUGCGGCCCAAGACGCGCCCUACUCAGCGUCGCGGCGGCCAAAGGCAGCUCCUGCUGCGCGCCCUGGAUGCCGUCGCCACCUGCUGGGAGAAGCUUUUUGCGCUGCGUGCUGGGGCCACCGGGGCCCGUAGCAUGGCCCAUCCUGCGCCCCGCGCGACCUAGCAGAGCUGCAGCUAGCGUGGAAACAAGCCUCGCCUGAUGACGUUUGUUGGGGACCUCAGCCCUUCCCUCCACGCAGCCAGCGCUCUCCCUCCACGCAGCCAGCGCUCUCCGGAGGGUCCAGGAUGUGGAGAAGGGAGCCCCACCCUCAGCUCGCGGAGUGACGC